This is a messenger RNA of Trichomycterus rosablanca, 4608 nucleotides long. It is a transcript of the gene cerkl, whose product is annotated as ceramide kinase-like. The transcript is spliced from 13 exons. Gene Ontology annotation, biological process: sphingolipid metabolic process; phosphorylation. NCBI's taxonomy places the organism in Eukaryota, Metazoa, Chordata, Actinopteri, Siluriformes, Trichomycteridae. The record is from RefSeq and is a predicted model, not a curated record. Bases 51 to 1814 code for a protein of 587 amino acids. Gene Ontology annotation, molecular function: lipid kinase activity.
UAACACAACAUCGGACAGAAGUGCGACGAAAGUCUAAUGCUGUGGACUAAAUGUUUGAAGUCACUCGCAAAUCGAAACAUGUUCCCCACGCGUGGUCCGAGAGCCGAGUGGAGUUAAACGAGUCCCCGCCGGUGACUCCUCCAGCUACUGAAACCCGUGUCAGGACGAAAAAGAAAAGAAGGAAGCAACAACAACAACAACAGCAGCAGCAGCACUCUGAAGAAGGAGAGAAGCGCUCAGACUCAGCUCAGGAACGCUGUAAAACACCUUCAGUUCACGGUAAAUAUGAACGCGAGGAAAGACCGAGUUCCGGAACUGAAUCGAUGCUCAGAGGAAUCUUCCAGAUUGGAAAGAAGAGCCACGAUGUGAUUCUCACAGGGACGCGCCUGACGUGGACGCGCAUCCAACCAGAGAGUCUUACAGGGGAUUCAUCACAGAAGAAUUGGCAGGAGGACUUUGUGGAGCUGAAGGAUGUUUUUGCAGUGAAAGUGAAGCGUCGACGUUCAGCUGGUCAGCAGAUUGGAGGCACACUGCUCGGCAUCACACUGUUCAUCUGUAAGGGCAAGGGAGCUAAACUCAAACAUCACGAAAUCCACCUGGAUAACAUGAGCGUGGACCACUGUGAGAUCUGGUUCAAACACAUCAAAGAAAUCCUGAACAGCUUUAAGCAUCAUCCCAAAUCUCUGAAGGUCUUUGUAAACCCAACCAGCCACAAGAAGGAUGCAUACCAAAUCUACCAGGAUCAGGUGGCACCUCUGUUCAAGCUCGCUGAUAUACAGGUUGAUGUCACUGUGACUGAGAGAAAAGGUCACGUUCUGUCCAUCCUGAAGGAGUGCAGUCUCCACCAAUACGAUGGUGUGGUGUGUGUAGGUGGGGAUGGCUCAGUAGCUGAAGUCGCUCACGGUUUGUUACUUCGAGCACAGACGGAAGCUAAGAGGGACACACACUCCGAUUUCAAGCCUGUCCCAGCACCACUUCCUCUGGGUGUGAUCCCAGCAGGUUCUGCUGAUGUGGUCGCCUGUUCUGUUCAUGGCAUCAGACACCCAGUAACUGCAGCGCUGCACAUCAUCAUGGGACACAGGCAGCAGGUGGACAUGUGCAGUGUGAGUUCGAUGGGUGCGCUGCAGAGGUUCGGGUUCUGUACCAUGGUGGGCUUUGGUGGGCGAGUUCUGGCUGCAGCAGAGAAGCUCCACUGGGUUCCACCGUCCCAGAGAAAUGAAGUCGCCUUCAUCACUGCACUCACGCAGCUCAGGCUUGAAGAUUGCGAGAUCUCAUUUGUAGCCGGCAGCUCUGGCGCAUCAGAUCAGACCCAGAGUCAUUCGGUGGAGGAUCUGAACGGCAUUGGAGAGGAUGUUGAGUGGCAGGUCUGCACUGGAUCUUUUCUCAGCGUGGGCAUCAUGUCCAUCCCAUGUUUGUGCUCCGUGGCUCUCAGAGGCCUCGCUCCCUUCACCAGGCUAAACAAUAACCGCAUGGCGCUCAUUAUGGUAGCAAACACUUCCCGGUCAGAGUUCGUCAAGCACCUGAAACGCUACAGCAGCUCUAAAAACCCGUUCAGUUUCUCGUUUGUGGACGUGCAGUCGGUGAGAGAAGUGAAGUUACGUCCACACUCUUGCACUGACAAGGAGAGCAUGGAUUCUGAUUCCAGACACACUUCUGUUAUCCCCUCUGAGGCGACUCUCACCUGGAACAUUGACGGAGAACUGCUGGAAAUCCAGGGGGAAGUGCUCAUCAGAGUUCAUGAUGGACUUCUCACCGUAUUUGGAAUAGACGUACAGGAAGCCGAGGAGCCGCCCGUCAACUGCAGCUGCAUUUAAACACAGGAAUUGGACACUAUAUUGGGUAGUAAUUUUGUAGGUCCAGUCAGAAUCCGAGCGUCCUCUGUGCUUCCCCUCAGAUUCAGUCGCGUACACUUUAUAGACAAAUAUUAGUGAACGCCUGGUCAUUAGUUUGCUUGCCAUUCCAGAACCAUAAGCAUAACCAUAUGAAGUUGUGCUUCCUGUAACGUUCAUAACAGCCUCAAAUCCUUUGAAAAGGCUAUUCAAAAGAUUUUGGAAUUCGUCUGUGGGAAUUUAUGUCAAUUAAGUAAAAAGAAAGUCUGGGUCACAUUUCACCUUACUCGACAUUGAAGUGCUGUGGAGGUCACUGGAGUUCUUCCCACCAAAGUCAUCAUGCAUCUAAGCAUAACGUAGGGGUUUUCACAUAUUUUUGGCCAUGUAGUGUAUUACAGAGUUAAAAACAAAUAAUUUUGUAACUAAAUGAGUAAUUUUUGUUUUAUUUUUUUCUGUUUUAAAUUUUGUAUUUAUAUUUAUAAGCAUAUGUUAAAGGAAAGCUGUUCUGGUGUAACUUAGUAGCUAAUGAUAUACUACAUCAUAGCUUUUGUAGCCAGCCAGUGCAGCUAAAUUCAUGCACAUUCUCAAGAAAAUCAAUAAAAUAGCGAGCAAUAAAGAAUAAACAAUGAGAUCCCUUACACAGUUUCUUUAGCUCAGUCUUUCAACUACUUUUAACAUUCAGCACAAUUCCCCAGGAGUUAAGCUUCAGGUGGAAACGUCGGCUCAUGAGUGGUUCAUUUUAUUUUUAUCAGCUGCUUUAUUCUGGCAGGGUUGAGGUCACUGACUGCAGGGCAGGAAAACCCUGGACAGGGCAUCGAUCCAUCACAAAGUUUCAGCCAUCUUCUUCCUCAGAGUUUCUGGGUAGCGCUGUGACUUUGACCAGGGCUAGAACUAAAUAAAAAUGCAUUACUGAACUGUUAAACUGUGUAAUUGCUUGUUUAAAUGAAGAAGCAGGCUGAUGUGUCACUGUAGUCGAAUAGAGUCAGACCAAGCUGAUAAUUUAAUAAAAAACUUAUUUUAUUUUCAUUUGGAAAAACACACUCAGUCCAGUCCAGUGAAUCUGUACUUAAAUAACAGCAGAGAACGAGCAAACAAACAUAAACAAGCACACAGGAACAAACACACCCUCUGCACUUUAUACACAACCUACAAAGUCCUGAAAACAAUAAAAUCAUUUAUUUAUUAAACACAGUGAUUUGAAUAGAAUUGAAAUAGAAUUCCUCAAUAAAAAGGUGUCUGCAAAUGAAUUUAUAGUUGUUCUAUGGGAGUGGUCUUAUCCAGGAUGACAGUUUUUAUAUUUACAGAACUAGAGGGGUUACUGAAUGAGUUGAUAUUAUGACCAUUCUUUGGCCUGCAGUCACCAGAUCCAAACCCAACAAAACUUGUUUUUUAUUCUUGACCUGGAAACACUGGGUACAAUACAGGAACACAGGCAGGACAGGGCCGGGCCCUAAUUCAUCACAGGGCCUCCUUCCUCUUCCCAAUUCCUCAGACUUAGUGAGUCAUGUCUGAAUUAACGCCCAGCUGGCCGAUAACACAGCUGAGAUCCAGAUUCGAUGAGAUCCAUCUUAGCGGUGCUAUUGGUUGGCCGGCUGUCUACCCCAGGGCUAGCGUGAAAGACUGCUGCACCACUCGAUCUCCCCAACUUGAUAUCCAGAGGAGAUUUUGGAUUAAGGUGUUGACAGUCUCUUUCACCAUUCUGAAAUCUCCAAAUAUAGAAAGGUCUUUUUAAAAAACAAAUGGUGUUUUAUCCCUCCAGGCCCAACUAAGACACAGAAGAAGAUUUUCCACAAGAUUUUGGACUGUCUGUGGAAGGUUGUGCCCAUUCAGUCAGAAGAGCAUUCGUGAGAUCAGGCACUGAUGUUGGAUAAGAAAGCCUGGCUCACAAGUUACAUUCCAAUUCUUCCCAAACGAUGCUUUUUGGGGUUGAAGUCAGGGCUUUGUGCAGGCCACUGGAGGUUCUCCACACCAGACUUUGUCAAGCUGGAACAGGAAAACACCUUCCUUAAACUGUUGCCACAAAGUUAGAAGUUAUUUAUGUUAUGUAAUUGGUUGUAUAGACCUAUUAGCUAGGAGUGUAACUGAAAUACCUGAACUUAAUAAUUAGGACCACAGAGUUUAUUUCUUAGCAAAUAUUUCUGCUGAUUCUGUAAUAAUUUUACUUAAGAUACUUAGUAAUAAUUUUUGUGAUGAGAAAUAUAUUUAUUUAGAAUCUUUUAUUUGAUAAGGCACAGUGGUGUAAAGGUAAUUGCCCCCUGUCUGAUUGCCUCUGUUACUGCAUAUUUGUCCUACUGAUUUCAGAUCACUGAAAAAAUAAAUUAAACAAAGAAAACUGGGUAAAAAAUACACCUUUUUUUGUCAAAUAUAAUGUAUAUAGGGUUAUCCAACACAUUACCUCAGUAAAAAUAAUUGCCCCCUUAGCGACUUAAAUCAACCAGUUCACCAAAUGCAAGCCAAUUUAGUUAAUUGAACGCAGCCAAUCUGGAUUUUAGCAGGUCAGUAGAAUAUAAAUCUCACUCAUCUUGAUCCUUACCAUUAAAGUCAAAGCAGUCAUGGUAAACUGUCUAUAGAAACACUAACACGGAUGACUUGUUUUUAUAGAGAAAGGAUUAAAGUCUGUCUGUAAUGUCUGUAAGGACGACAGUUUUCUUUAUAGUUAUUGCUGCUUAAGGUGAUUCAGCCAGCUACUAGGUUAAAGGGGCAAUAAUAUGACCGGGGUGAUAAGGGUGUUGUACAACUUUGUUUUGUUUUUAAAUAAAUGAAGUGAUUUUUUACAAAA